Molecule: messenger RNA, 1077 nt
Organism: Danaus chrysippus (African queen)
Lineage: Eukaryota; Metazoa; Arthropoda; Insecta; Lepidoptera; Nymphalidae
Source: the annotation of a GenBank genome assembly
UUGGAGAAAUUUUCGCCUUAUCCAUGGCCGAAAUGGAAUAAAAGUGCUGGUUAUUUGACAGAAAAAGGUGCGUUGAUGGAAGAAUAUAUGGGUGAAUAUAUUUAUAAGUGGCUAAUUAGGACUAAGCUUUAUAAAGACGGUUGCCCGGACAAAAACUCUGUACUUAUUUACGCAAAUACAAAACAGAGGACUCGUGAAUCUGCGAAGGCGUUUGUGCGAGGCGCUUUCUUAAAUUGCAAUAUAAGUGUUUUUAGUAUAGAUUCCGAAGACGUGGAUCCUAUUUUCAACCCAGUUUAUCAUGAUGACACUAAAGUUGUCAAAGAUCCUAUUAUUAAUGAAAUGCAAAUGAAAUUAAGAGAUCUUGAUUUAAGGAAAUCUUAUUUGGAACUGGAAGAAAUAUUGAAUUUGAAAGAUUCUGAUAUUUGCAAAAAGGAGGGUCAAUGCAAUCUUGCUGAUACAAUUGAUAAAAUUACUUACGAAAUUGGAAAAGAACCUAAUGUAUAUGGGCCUUUAGAUUGGGGAAAUGCAAUAAUUGAUUCAUUUCUAAUGAGUUACUAUGAUGGUUACGCAAUAGAAAAUGUUGCUUGGGGUAAAAUUAAAAAUUCCGAACAAUGGAAGUACUUGACAAAAAUAACAAAAGAAAAUCAAAAUGUACGUUUCAACGGUACUUUAUUAGCGAGAGAAGUCGCAAAACCUCUACUAGCUUAUGUAUCUUCGGUAUUGAAUGAAGAAAAACAAUUGAAAUUCAUUUUGCUUAAUGGACAUGAUUCUAAUAUAAACUCUCUGAUGGCAUCUCUUGGUAUUAAAGGUUACUUGUUACCAGAGCAAUAUGAAACUACACCAAUAGGUGGAAAGUUAGUUUUCGAGAAAUGGUACGAUGAGGUACGAAAUAAAAAUUUGUUAAAAAUGGAAUUUGUAUAUCUAACUGUGAAACAACUAAGAGAUGGUUCAAAAUUAUCAAUAAAUAAUCCAGCACGAUGGGUUCAACUGUCUAUGAACGAUUGUCCUAUUGACUCAAAUGGUUUUUGCCCUUGGGAUGACUUUAUUAAAGUAUUAGACAAUGUAUCGGGUGUUUGA